Messenger RNA from Ipomoea nil (Japanese morning glory), 1016 nucleotides. RefSeq names its product dual specificity protein kinase shkD-like. The record is from RefSeq and is a predicted model, not a curated record. The coding region runs from base 537 to 1016 and encodes 159 amino acids. NCBI's taxonomy places the organism in Eukaryota, Viridiplantae, Streptophyta, Magnoliopsida, Solanales, Convolvulaceae. The transcript has 6 exons.
GGUAUCGCUGAGGUGCACUGCAAUAAACGAUAUAGGAAGUAUGAUCCUUUUAUCAUUGCACAAAGCGCAUGUCAGGUGUGUUAUAUUCCAUACCCACGAGGUAUCCGGGAGAAAAUGAAUUGGUGGGUAGUGUUGAAUGUACGUCCUAGAGGAACAAUCGACAGUGCCUAUAGCUCUAGUUAUACAUAUCAACAAGAUAACAUACUGUUGCCUACAUAUGGGGGUGAUCAAAGUAUUCAAGAUGACGUGCAAGAGUUAGUGCACGAACCAUUACAGAUGAAUGAAGUGGAAUUACCUCACAUCGGAAAUCAAUGGUCUGACCAAGGUGUCCAAACUGAAGAUUCAGAAGAAGAAGAUUCUGAAGAAAUUGAAGAAGAGGACAAUGAUGAUUUUGUAGAAGAUGAUAGUGGAGAUAUUGAUGAUGAAGAUGAUAAUGAGGAAUCCGAGAAUGAUGAGGAGGAAGAGGAGGUCGAUUAAAUCCAGAGAAAGAGGAGGUCCCUAAUCUGUUUUGCUGGCAGGAAGAGGAGGUCGACUAAAUGCAGAAAAUGUCUCGACGUCAAAAGAGUAAAUCGUUGAUGUCCCAACCAGCAGUAUCUAAUUCUGAACGAAAUCAACUACCAAGUCCAUCAAAUAAUGCCCCAAACUCCAGCCCACCAUCAAUUACUUUCCCACAGUCCAGCCGAAAUAGUGACUCAGAGCGUACUAUAUCAGCGUCACCAGAUAAUAGUCCAUCACCUCCAACUUCACCAAGCAACAGGCCCACAAUACACCCUGUUGGGAACAAUUCGUUUGAGCCAUGCAAGGCGCAUAGAGAAAUUAUCGACUGUGUUACUAAAAUAUUCCCUGAUGCAAUAAAGUCAUACAGUGCAGCUCCUAGACAUAUGAAGGAUGUUUGGUUUAAUGAAUUCAGGAAAUCAUAUAAGUGGAAACCGGAAGAUGAGGAAGCUAUUCAGAGAAUAUUUCACAGCAAGGCUGCCAGGAGACUGUCUGACACAUUGUAUGAGUAUUUGGGAUAA